UAUUCUUAUUAUUAUUAAGGAUGUAUCACAUUGUGAUGUUUUGUUUGCACACAUGCUCGAGAUGCUGCAGGAUGUACUAAAGUGGGUUUUGGGACGAGACGCACUGCGGAUCAGAGGAUGGAUGUUGCUGGAUGUUUGAAGCGUAGAAGAAAAGUUGUUCGUGCGUUAAUUGGACAACGAAGCGCAGCUGCACAUCGACUUGACCUCGGUUUGGUUUUAUGAGCUUUAAGCUUCACUUGUACAUCACUUUAUUAUUAUAUAAAACAACUGUCACACCCACAGUGAUUUACACUGACGGAGCAGAAACAGAAUCAGCCUCAGUUCCUUGAACCAAACCCCAUCUCACUCAGGAGUUCACAGAAAAGUUCCACCAGCUCUUGGUUCGCUCUUUUACUGAGGCUGAGGUGGUGACCAGGUCUCCCGAGGGAUGUGCGUGGGCUCCCGGGUUCAGGGAGCGAGAAGCCGGCUCCUGCUGUGGAACAUCGCCUCGUCCUGGUGCCUAUGCAGCGGAUCUGAGAGGAGAUGAGAGCCGCGAUUUUCCACCUCCUCGCCGGCUGCCUCUGCCUGUUACGCACCGCUGCUGAGGAGUCUUCUCUCCCACGGGAGCUGUUAGAGCGGCUCUCCCACAGCGACAUCCGCAGCAUCAGCGACCUCCAGCGGCUGCUAGAGAUAGACUCCGUAGAGAACGAGGUGAUCGAGGAGACCAAACACGUCUACCACAAGGACUUCUCUCACAGUUUCCCUGAUCUGAAGAGAGCACACACCAGACACAGGAGAAGCACUGUGGUGGAAGAGGCCUUACCAGCGGUGUGCAAGGUACGGACAACCAUCUAUGAGAUCCCCAGGAGCCAGGUGGACCCCACGGCUGCCAACUUCAUCAUCUGGCCACCGUGCGUCGAGGUGAAGCGCUGCACCGGCUGCUGCAACACCAGCAACAUGAGAUGUCAGGCAGCUCGCAAGCACCACCGCAUGGUCAAGGUGGCGAAGGUGGAGUAUGUGCGUAAGCGGCCUAAGCUGAGGGAGGUGCAGGUGAGGCUGGAGGAUCACCUGGACUGCAUGUGCACCAACAAACGCCACAUCAGUUCAAAUUCAGACACAGACAAUGGAAUCAGGUGAAGAGAGAUGAAGUGAUGAAGGAGCAGAGGAGAACAGAGGACAAACAUUAUGGCCUGAAGCAGAAGACUAAGCACCUUUUUGCCUCCAACGUCCUCAUCACCCGACAGCAACUGACUGUGACUGCUUUUAUGGAUUACUGUAUAUUCUGACAAAUGAACCUUCGGGAGGUUUAAUGGAGAAUCACCUCUUUGACUCAUGUGAUCCUGAAUCGUUCCUUGAAAACAAAGAAAAUAUCCCCCACAAACUUGAAAACUGAACCUCAAGAUUUGCGAUUCCUCGAUGGAGAACCAGUCGUUGGAUACAAAGAGAGGACUCGUCUCUCUUUGCCGUCUUGUUUCAUCCCCAGAGAAUAAAGGGCUCAGUGACUGGGAUUAAAAAACUGGCUGGAAUCCUUUCUAGAAACAGUGACUGGGAUUAGGUUUUGUACUCGACGAUUUACUCUUCCUCAGCAAAAACACACACGCACACACACUCUCACAUGCACACACAAACACGAACACACACACACACACAGAGUAUAUCCUCUUAUUUUUUUAUAGCCUCUCAUUUUCUAUCGCUGUCUGUUUCCAUUUAGGUAUGUUAUCCUUGUAAGAAUGGAGAAAAACAAUCCUUCUGACAUGUUACUGAUACUAAUAAACUAUUUAUACAAAAA
This is a messenger RNA of Solea senegalensis (Senegalese sole), 1768 nucleotides long. RefSeq names its product platelet-derived growth factor subunit A-like. NCBI's taxonomy places the organism in Eukaryota, Metazoa, Chordata, Actinopteri, Pleuronectiformes, Soleidae. Bases 523 to 1116 code for a protein of 197 amino acids. The record is from RefSeq and is a predicted model, not a curated record. Gene Ontology annotation, cellular component: membrane. Gene Ontology annotation, biological process: positive regulation of MAP kinase activity; platelet-derived growth factor receptor signaling pathway; positive regulation of ERK1 and ERK2 cascade. The transcript is spliced from 6 exons. Gene Ontology annotation, molecular function: growth factor activity; platelet-derived growth factor receptor binding.